Molecule: messenger RNA, 3262 nt
Organism: Oncorhynchus keta (chum salmon)
Lineage: Eukaryota; Metazoa; Chordata; Actinopteri; Salmoniformes; Salmonidae
Product: calcyphosin-like protein
Exons: 5
Coding region: 21-695 (224 amino acids)
Molecular function (GO): calcium ion binding
Source: RefSeq, a predicted model, not a curated record
ACUGGGAGGGGCCGCUGCUGAUGUUGUUUACAGUUGCAGGUUGUAAUAUUAACUUUCACGCAGGUAUCAUGGCGGGGACGUCACGACAUGAUCGGGAGAUGGCAGUGAACGCCAAAAAACAGCUGUCUGUGUGCACAGACCCUGUGGAAAGCUUGAGGUUGCAGUGUCUUGCAAGAGGCUCUUCUGGCAUCAAGGGUCUGGGCAGAACAUUCAAGAUAAUGGAUGAUGACAAUAACCGUACGUUAGAUAUGAAGGAGUUUAUCAAGGGCCUUAAUGACUAUGGUGUCCUCAUCGAGAAAGAGGAAGCCGUGGCAAUGUUUCAGCGUUUUGACCGGGACAACAGUGGAUUCAUCGACUUCGAUGAAUUUCUCCUCACUCUCAGGCCUCCAAUGUCCAAUGCCAGGAAGGAGGUGAUCACGCAGGCCUUUAGGAAGGUGGAUAAGACUAAUGACGGGGUGAUUACUAUUGAAGAUCUAAGAGGGGUUUACAAUGUCAAGUACCACCCCAAAUAUCAAAACGGGGAAUGGACAGAGGAGCAAGUAUUCCGCAAAUUCCUGGACAGCUUCGACUCUCCUUACGACAAGGAUGGACAGGUCACCAAGGAGGAGUUUCUCAACUACUACUGCGGAGUCAGCGCCUCCAUCGAUAGUGAUGUCUAUUUCAUUCUCAUGAUGAAAAAUGCAUGGAAAUUAUGAGUUUUAAGCUGAUACAUUUAUGAUAAUGAUUUUUAAUGGACAGUUCUUCAAGGUGCUUUCUUAAACUAAUAUUUUGUUAUGGAAAUCAUGUUGACAAACUAAUAUUUAUAAUUUUCCAAUGAUAUGCAAAUAGUUAUGAAUGACUUGUCCAUAUUUUGUGCAAUGUUAAAAUAUGUAUUUCAAUUAGUCACUCUCCACAAGCUAACUAACGACAUCUAGCUAUACAGUGGAGCAAAAAAGUAUUUAGUCAGCCACUAAUUGUGCAAGUUCUCCCACUUAAAAAGAUGAGACGGGCCUGUAAUUUUCAUCAUAGGUACACUUCAACUAUGACAGACAAAAUCACAUUGUAGGACAUUAUAGGAUUUUGAAUGAAUUUAUUUGCAAAUUAUGGUGGAAAAUAAGUAUUUGGUCACCUACAAACAAGCAAGAUUUCUGGCUCUCACAGACCUGUAACUUCUUCUUUAAGAGGCUCCUCUGUCCUCCACACGUUACCUGUAUUAUUGGCACCUGUUUGAACUUGUUAUAAGUAUAAAAGACACCUGUCCACAACCUCAAACAGUCACACUCCAAACUCUACUAUGGCCAAGACCAAAGAGCUGUCAAAGGACACCAGAAACAAAAUUGUAGACCUGCACCAGGCUGGGAAGACUGAAUCUGCAAUAGGCAAGCAGCUUGGUUUGAAGAAAUCAACUGUGGGAGCAAUUAUUAGGAAAUUGAAGACAUACAAGACCACUGAUAAUCUCCCUCGAUCUGGGGCUCCACGCAAGAUCUCACCCUGUGGGGUCAAAAUAAUCACAAGAACGGUGAGCACAGAAAAUCACAGAAUCACACAGGGGGACCUAGUGAAUGACCUGCAGAGAGCUGGGACCAAAGUAACAAAGCCUUCCACCAGUAACACACUACGCCGCCAGGGACUCAAAUCCUGCAGUGCCAGACGUGUCCCCCUGCUUAAGUCAGUACAUGUCCAGGCCCGUCUGAAGUUUGCUAGAGAGCAUUUGGAUGAUCCAGAAGAAGAUUGGGAAAAUGUUAUAUGGUCAGAUGAAACUCAACUCAUUGUGUUUGGAGGACAAAGAAUGCUGAGUUGCAUCCAAAGAACACCAUACCUACUGUGAAGCAUGGGGGUGGAAACGUCAUGCUUUGGGGCUGUUUUUCUGCAAAGGGACCAGGACGACUAAUCCGUGUAAAGGAAAGAAUGAAUGGGGCCAUGUAUCAUGAGAUUUUGAGUGAAAACCUCCUUCCAUCAGCAAGGGCAUUGAAGAUGAAACGUGGCUGGGUCUUUCAGCUUGACAAUGAUCCCAAACACGCCGCCCGGGCAACGGAGGAGUGGCUUCGUAAGAAGCAAUUCAAGGUCCUGGAGUGGCCUAGCCAGUCUCCAGAUCUCAACCUCAUAGAAAAUCUUUAGAGGGAGUUGAAAGUCCGUGUUGCCCAGCAACAGCCCCAAAACAUCACUGCUCUAGAGGAGAUCUGCAUGGAGGAAUGGGCCAAAAUACCAGCAAUAGUGUGUGAAAACCUUGUGAAGACUUACAGAAAACGUUUGACCUCUGUCAUUGCUAACAAAGGGUAUAUAACAAAGUAUUGAGAAACUUUUAUUAUUAACCAAAUACUUAUUUUCCACCAUAAUUUGCAAAUAAAUUCAUUAAAAAUCCUACAAUGUGAUUUUCUGGAUUUUUUUUCUCAUUUUGUCUGUCAUAGUUGAAGUGUACCUAUGAUGAAAAUUACAGACCUCAUCUUUUUUUAGUGGGAGAACUUGCACAAUUGGUGGCUGACUAAAUACUUUUUUGCCCCACUGUACAUAGACAUGGAAUCACUGGCCACUUUAAUAAUGGAACACCAGUCCCUUUAAUGUUUUCAUACUGCUUUACUCAACUCAUAUGUAUAUACUUUAUUCUAUACUACUGUAUUUUAGUCAAUGCCACUCCGACAUUGCUCGUCCUAAUGUUUAUAUAUUUCCUAAUUCUAUUAUUUUACUUUUAGAUUUGUGUGUAUUGUUGUGAAAAUUGUUAGCUGGGGGGCAGGGUAGCCUAGUGGUUAGAGCGGUGGACUAGCAACUAGAAGGUUGCCAUUUCAAACCCCCGAGCUGACAGGGUACAAAUCUGUCGUUUGGCUGACUAAAUACUUUUUUGCCCCACUGUAUAUGUAUUGUAGAAAACUGUAGUCCACAGUCUGACGCCUCUAUCAGACCGGCAGCGUCAUUACAUACCGUUUUGCAUCGCUACCCAACUAAACUGAACGCAUGUAUAUACCAUACCAUGUUAUGCAUUACACAGAAUGCACUGCAACUGCCUCUGCAACGCAAUGCUGCAAAGCAAAAGCAGCAUUCCUUUGUAAAUGAAUGUACUUCUGGUGUGCCAGAUUGUGAUUGAGGCGUCAAUGUUGGAGUACAACUUUAUAAAGACACAGGAAAACCAUAGAGAUCCCCUUACAUUCAGAUUGGUUGAGCAGAUACAACAUGAAUGAUACAUCAAAGUACAGUCAUUUCAGGGGAUGAGAGCAGAAGAAAUUAUACUUUUUAUUUAUUUAUUAUGCAUACACAUUUGAUCUGUUUUAAUAAAAUGUUUUAAACAAAA